Molecule: messenger RNA, 961 nt
Organism: Triplophysa rosa
Lineage: Eukaryota; Metazoa; Chordata; Actinopteri; Cypriniformes; Nemacheilidae
Product: E3 SUMO-protein ligase PIAS1-like
Exons: 2
Coding region: 316-846 (176 amino acids)
Biological process (GO): regulation of transcription by RNA polymerase II; protein sumoylation
Molecular function (GO): SUMO ligase activity; transcription coregulator activity
Source: RefSeq, a predicted model, not a curated record
UCCCUCUCUCUCUCUCUCUCUCUCUCUCUCUCUCUCUCUCUCUCUCUCUCUCUCUCUCUGUCUCUCUCUCUCUCUCUCUCUCUCUCUCUCUCUCUCUCUCUCUCUCUCUCUCUCUCUCUCUCUCUCUCUCUCUCUCUCUCUCUCUCUCUCUCUCUCUCUCUCUCUCUCUCUCUCUCUCUCUCUCUCUCUCUCUCUCUCCCUCUCUCCCUCUCUCUCUCUCUCUCUCUCUCUCUCUAAUGCUCACUGUCAUUUUUUCCCAAACCAAGCUCUCCUCUCGUUUUGUUUUAAACAUCAAAUGCAACAUAGGUUUGAUGCAUGAACUGGCAGGUUGCUUGUCAGAGAUCUCUUGUGCACUUCAGAGCAGGUCUUGAGCAAAUGGUGAUGAGCCUGCGGGUUUCAGAGCUGCAGGUUCUUUUGGGUUACGCCGGUCGAAACAAACAUGGACGAAAGCACGAGCUCCUCACCAAAGCCUUACACCUUCUGAAAGCUGGCUGCAGCCCUGCCGUCCAGAUGAAGGUCCAGGAACUCUACAGACGACGCUUUCCCACCAAGCUGGUAUCUCCAGCCGAGCUGGGACUGCCCGGAGUCCACCCCGCCACUGGCUCCCUGCCGCCCGGCUUCACUCAGCUGGGUUUUGAUGGACACAGAGCACCCCAGUCCCCUCUGCUCCCCAUCUCCCUCCUCGGACCCAAACAUGAGCUGGGCCUGCCCCACCUCCCCACCAACCUGCAUCCCGUACACCCUGACGUCAAACUGCAGCGGCUUCCCUUUUACGACGUGCUGGAUGAGCUCAUUAAGCCGACGAGUCUCAGUGAGUAUGAGUGUCUAUAUGAGCUGAUUGUGUAAAUGUCUGGAGUAAUAAAAGGGUUUAGAAUUUGAUUUAAAAAAGGUAUGCGUCUUUAGAAAUCUGUGUGUUGUAUAGCGACCGUACAGAUGCCUGCAACCAUAUUUCAGUACAUUA